CAAUCACUAAAGAGCUGUGAUCUUCCCAAACAUUUAAAAGUCAGGCACAGCUUUGUAACUGGUAAGAGCUCCUCUUCGCCAAACUCACAGAAAGGAACACCACUCAUUCUGACAAAACAAGUCUAUGCAGCUGCCAGCACAAUGGAAUCUACGCUGACUCUGUCAACAGAAGAACCUGUGAAGAAGAACGCUCUUAAGAAAUAUAAAAUAAUCUGUGUUGUUCUUCUUGCUUUGUUGGUGAUUGUGUCACUUUCAUUAGGUCUGGGACUUGGACUCAGGAAACCAGAAGAGCAAGGCAGCUGCAGGAAGAAAUGCUUCCUUGCAUCAUAUAGAGGACUUGAGGGCUGCCGGUGUGAUGCAGGCUGUAAAGACCGAGGCGAUUGUUGCUGGGAUUUUGAAGACACCUGUGUGAAAUCAACUCAAAUAUGGACAUGCAAUAAAUUUCGUUGUGGGGAAGCCAGAUUAGAGUCCAGCCUUUGCUCUUGUUCAGAUGACUGUUUGCAGAGGAAAGACUGCUGUGUUGACUAUAAGAGUGUUUGCCAAGGAGAAACCCCCUGGGUAGAAGAAAGCUGUGAUGCAGCCCAGGAGUCUCAGUGUCCAAAAGGAUUUGACCUACCACCACUUAUCCUGUUCUCAAUGGAUGGAUUCAGAGCUGAAUAUUUACAUACGUGGGGUACUUUAAUGCCAAAUAUCAAUAAACUGAAGACGUGUGGAAUUCAUUCCAAGUAUAUGAGAGCUAUGUAUCCUACCAAAACCUUCCCAAAUCAUUACACCAUUGUCACAGGUUUGUAUCCAGAAUCACAUGGCAUCAUUGACAAUAACAUGUACGAUGUAAAUCUCAACAAGAACUUUUCCCUUUCUUCACCGGAGCAAAAGAAUCCAGCCUGGUGGCACGGGCAACCAAUGUGGCUGACAGCAAUAUAUCAAGGUUUAAAAGCUGCUACCUUCUUUUGGCCAGGAUCAGAGGUGCCUAUAAAUGGCACCUUGCCUUCCAAAUAUGUGCCUUAUAACAGGAGUGUCCCCUAUGAAAAGAGGAUCUUUACAAUAUUAGAAUGGCUGGACUUGCCCGAAGCUGAAAGACCCAGUUUUUAUACCAUGUACUUGGAAGAGCCUGAUUCUUCAGGACAUGACAGUGGACCAGUCAGUGCCAAAGUAAUUAAAGCCUUACAGUUAGUAGAUGAUGCUUUUGGAAUGUUGAUGGAAGGCCUGAAGCAGAGGAAUUUACACAAUUGUGUCAAUAUAAUCCUUUUGGCUGACCAUGGAAUGGACCAGACUUACUGUGACAAGAUGGAAUAUAUGAGUGAUUAUUUUCCCAAAAUAAACUUCUACAUGUUUGAAGGACCUGCCCCCCGCAUCAGGGCUCGUAAUAUACCUCAUGACUUUUUUAGUUUUAAUUCUGAAGAAAUUGUUCAGAAUCUCAGUUGCCGAAAACCUGACCAGCAUUUCAAACCCUAUUUGUCUCCUGAUCUGCCAAAACGAUUACACUAUGCCAAAAACGUCAGAAUCGACAAAGUUCAUCUUCUGGUGGAUCGACAAUGGCUGGCUGUGAGGUAUAGAUCAAAUUCAUUCUGCGGAGGAGGCAACCACGGUUAUAACAACCAGUUUAAGAGCAUGGAGGCUUUCUUUAUUGCACAUGGACCCAGUUUUAAAAAGAAGACUGAAAUUGAACCAUUUGAAAACAUUGAAGUCUAUAACCUAAUGUGUGAUCUUCUACACAUUCAACCAGCACCGAAUAAUGGAACCCAUGGUAGUUUAAACCAUCUUCUGAAGGUGCCUUUUUAUGAUCCAACUCACACAGAGGAAGUGUCAAAGUCUUCUGUUUGUGGCUUUACCACUCCGUUGCCCACAGAUCCUCUAGACUGUCUCUGCCCUCAGUUACAAAACAAUUCUCAGCUAGAACAAGUGAAUCAAAGGCUAAAUCUCAGCGAAGAAGAAAUAACAGCAACAAUGAAAGUCAAUUUGCCAUUUGGGAGGCCCAGGGUGGUGCAGAAGAACGUGGACUACUGUCUGCUUUACCACGGGGAAUAUGUCAGUGGAUUUGGCAAAGCUAUGAAGAUGCCCAUGUGGAGCUCAUAUACAUUCCCCCAGCCGGGAAACACAUCGCCUCUUCCUCCCACUGUCCCAGACUGUCUGCGGGCUGAUGUCAGGGUCGCUCCUUCGGAGAGCCAAAAAUGUUCCAUCUAUUUAGCAGAAAAGAAUAUCACCCACGGCUUCCUCUAUCCUCCCGCAAACAGUAGAACUUCUGAUAGUCAAUAUGAUGCUUUAAUUACAAGUAAUUUUGUGCCUAUGUAUGAAGAAUUUAAAAAAAUGUGGGACUACUUCCACCAUGUCCUUCUUAUAAAAUACGCAGCAGAGAGAAAUGGAAUCAAUGUGGUUAGUGGACCGAUAUUUGAUUAUAAUUACGAUGGCCAUUUUGAUGCUGCAAAUGAAAUUACUGAACAUGUGGUCGGCACCAGUGUUCCCAUCCCAACUCACUACUUUGUAGUGCUGACAAGUUGUAAAAACAGGAGCCACACACCUGAAAACUGCCCUGGCUGGUUGGAUGUCCUCCCGUUUAUCAUCCCUCACAGACUUACCAAUGUGGAGAGCUGUCCUGAAAAUAAACCGGAAGAUCUGUGGGUUGAAGAAAGAUUUAAAGCACACGUUGCACGGGUUCGAGAUGUAGAACUUCUUACGGGGCUUGACUUUUACCAAGAAAAAUUACAGCCUGUUUCUGAGAUUUUGCAACUAAAGACAUAUUUACCCACAUUUGAAACCGUUAUUUAAAAAAAAAAAAAUAGUGACUAAUUCUCGCAUAAAUUGGAUUUA
Molecule: messenger RNA, 2808 nt
Organism: Otolemur garnettii (small-eared galago)
Lineage: Eukaryota; Metazoa; Chordata; Mammalia; Primates; Galagidae
Gene: ENPP3
Product: ectonucleotide pyrophosphatase/phosphodiesterase 3
Exons: 25
Coding region: 142-2766 (874 amino acids)
Biological process (GO): nucleoside triphosphate catabolic process
Molecular function (GO): nucleoside triphosphate diphosphatase activity; metal ion binding; nucleic acid binding
Source: RefSeq, a predicted model, not a curated record